Drepanopeziza brunnea f. sp. 'multigermtubi' MB_m1 is the source of this 1887-nucleotide messenger RNA. RefSeq lists its product as uncharacterized. NCBI's taxonomy places the organism in Eukaryota, Fungi, Ascomycota, Leotiomycetes, Helotiales, Drepanopezizaceae. The record is from RefSeq and is a predicted model, not a curated record.
AUGUCAGGGGCUCGAGAUCUCGCGUCGCCCGUUAGUCCGAUUGACAGCGCGAACGAAGAGGAGACUCCUACGGACCAUGUUCGCGACCCCAGUUUGAGGGGUCCUCCGGCGGGUCCGGCACGGCUGUAUACCGAGACGACAAGGCCGGGUAGGUUUAGAACGACACCGCUUGCUCCAGUGCCGGUUUCGACAGCUUCACGAGGGCUUGGGCUUGGACUGGGACUGCACAGCGAUGCGGGUUCUACUAGCCCGGCUUGGGAAGAUACUCUGGAAGCUUUGGAAGAGCCAUCGAUUCCACCGCCCACGGCACAGGCUGCAAGUGGUCCGCUGCUAGACCCAGCAGCUCAAGUCCUGGUGUCGUACCCACCUGGUACCAGUGCCGAGAUUCGUUCGGGCAGCUCCUCCUUGGUUCAGGGAACCGUAGGAGGUUGGGAAUUGUUUGAAGCAUCCUCGCUUCCGUCCGCCGACCGCGGUAGUGAUCCAUUUCCGCCUUCGGGUCGACCGGCCCGAGCAAGUACAGGCCUUAGCACAGCCCGAGAAAUGGCCCUGCCUGAAAACCUCCGCCUAGACUCAGUUCCGAGUUCUUCCAUCUUGUCCACAGGAUGGCAACUCUCUACACCACCCACCAGACCCUGGCGAGCCCGCAACCCCCCGAGCGAUAGCCCCUCCUGGAGGCAGAAGGGAUACCUGGUGAUCUGUCUCGAAGACCUGGGACAGGACGAGCUGGCAUCGAGCGGAUCGACGAGGUUUCCCGGUUGGACAUUCGAGGAGUUCGACCUGGAAAGAUACACCAAGGUCAGGAACUCGCAGAAUCCCAACCCCAUGUUCCCCCGGAAUGCCAUUCCGCAUCUGAGACGCGGCCUCUCUGUCGAGAAGAGGAUUACGUACAUCUCCGGCAGCCCUUCGGAAGCGUUCUUCAGAACUCUUCGGCCGGUGCUCACGGGGUUGGCUGGGUAUCUGCUGAGCCACCAGCCGGGCGGCGCGGAUCGCCUUGGGCGUGUCAAUCAUCGUGCCAGUGCAGAGAGCAUCUAUGAUAUUAUGACAGACGGGCCGCCAGUGACUGGGCCCAGCAACAGCGCGACUCCUCCUGCACACAGAUUUAUCGAAGUCGUCUUAGGGGCUGGCGAGUCCGCGACGGAUUUCGUAACUGGAAUCAUCGCCAACCCUCCACCGAUCCCGCAAAUUGCAGAAGCGGGCGCAAGGGGCGCGCCUGGCGCACCUGCUACCCGUGGCUCUUCCACUUUCGGGGCGAACGCUCCUUGGGUUCCGGGUAGACGCUCCGUAUAUGAUGUUGUGCCGGGAAGCCAACCUGCGUUCCCAUCUCAGCCCCGACCAAAUCGUAGCCCUCCAGGCAAUGAUGAAACCGCCGAGACGGUUCCUAGGCUUCUUGGUGACCUGGGAGUGGCCAUUGAAGCGGCCCUCGCUGCGGCUGCGGUCCUCAAUGGGGCGGAGAGAGACCGUGUCCGUCCUAUUGGGCCUGUAACUCAGCCUGUUGCCAAUACUGGCGGAAACCCUCUGGAAAACGGAGCGGCCCAGCCACCGGACCGUACCUCGGGAGGUACUGCUGCUGCCAACGGCAGAGCCGGUCCAAGGAGACGCACCGCACUGGCCGCUGCGCAAGCACUCGCCAGCGGAAACACCGUCAAUGGACACACUAUGCUUGCACAAGCGACAGGAACGACGGCGUCGGCCUCUGGUGCUUCGGGAUCUUCAGCGCUCGUUGAAAAUGACAUUGGAGCCCUGAUAGCGCCGAUUAACGCCCUGCGGAACGAAGUGAGGAACCAGGCCCGAGUAGCCUCAUUCUGGCACAUGAUGAGCUGCAGUUUGCACGCCAUCGUCUUAAUCGCAGUAUAUGGUCUCGUUCGUCGGCUCUUUGGAUGGGAGUGA